AUGUUGGGAAAACAAGUUUUGCGGAGCUUUUUAGCCCUCGUGGCUUCGGGAUUGGUGCCGGUGGUGACCUGCGAGAUCAAGGUUACUCCGUUGAAAACAACAGCAUUGGGGACUGACCCCGAGGGGAGCGCGCGCCUUAACGGCAUGAGCUUUCAGCAAGAUGCGCUGACAACCUUUAACGGAUGGCAAUACGUCGCCUAUUACGAAUCGACGGGCACAUACAAUCGCCAAAAUGUCGCCCUCGGCCGCCGCAACCUCAACGGCGGCAGCGACCCUUCGGACUGGGAAAUCCUCAAGUUCACGGACUACGUCCAGCAGACGCAGGACUCGCACAACACCAUCUCGCUGGGCAUCUCCAGCGACGGGAAGAUUCAUCUCAGUUACGACCACCACGACGUGCCUCUCAACUACCGCGUCAGUAAUGAGGGAGUCGCCGCGGACCCCGAGGCGCAUGCGUGGAGUGCGAGUCUGUUUGGGGCUACGAGGCAUGAUUUGCCAGGUGCAGGGACGGGGCCUUGGAGGCCGGUUACGUAUCCGCGGUUUGAGAGGGCUGGUGAAGAACUGCUUUUUGAGAUGAGGAUCGGACAAUCCGGCUCUGGCGAUAGCUACCUGUACAAGUACUCCUCGGGCUCCUGGUCCCCCAUCGGCAAAUACAUCCAAGGGAACAACAACAACGCCUACAUCAACGGCAUAGACUACGCCAACUCCACGCUCCACAUCACCUGGACCUGGCGCGAAACCCCCGACGUCGUAACAAACCACGAUCUCGGGUACGCCUACAGCACCGACCUCGGGCGCACAUGGAACAACAAUGCCGGCACGUCCAUCGGUCCCACAAUCUCCCCCGCCAGCUCGGGGAUCCACGCCUUCUCCAUCCCGCAAAACAGCGGCAUCCUCAACCAAGAGGGCCAAACCGUCGACCCGUCUGGGCGCGUCCAUGUUCUCAACCGCGAAAAAGUCGGCGGCGUACUCACCUGGCUGCACUACUGGCGCGACGAGGGAACGGGGGAAUGGACUAAGAACCCCAUCAAGCAUUCCCUCGGCGCGCUGACGCAGACGGGGAGGAGGGGGAAGUUGGCGGCGCAUCCCGUCACGGGGGACUUGUUUGCCAUUUUGGCGGCGAACGACGGGGUUGAUGUCGCGGUUUACGCGGCGACAAAGGCGAGCGGGUAUGAGGAUUGGAAGGAGGUGUGGAGAGAGGGGAGGUUUGAUGCCGAGCCGUUGUUUGAUCGGGCUUUGUGGAGAGGGCAGGGGGGCGUUGAAGGGGGUAAGAUUUUGAGCUUGUUUUUGAAUACACAGGGAGGGUAUCCGGAGAGGAAGGUGACGGUUGUUGAUUUGGAGGUGGAGGUGUGA
Molecule: messenger RNA, 1353 nt
Organism: Scedosporium apiospermum
Lineage: Eukaryota; Fungi; Ascomycota; Sordariomycetes; Microascales; Microascaceae
Exons: 3
Coding region: 1-1353 (450 amino acids)
Source: RefSeq, a predicted model, not a curated record